Messenger RNA from Armigeres subalbatus, 715 nucleotides. RefSeq names its product cytochrome c oxidase copper chaperone (gene Cox17). The transcript has 3 exons. Gene Ontology annotation, molecular function: copper chaperone activity; copper ion binding. The record is from RefSeq and is a predicted model, not a curated record. Gene Ontology annotation, cellular component: mitochondrial intermembrane space. Gene Ontology annotation, biological process: mitochondrial respiratory chain complex IV assembly. NCBI's taxonomy places the organism in Eukaryota, Metazoa, Arthropoda, Insecta, Diptera, Culicidae. Bases 178 to 411 code for a protein of 77 amino acids.
UCUUGUCAUUUUUGGUUUGUUUUGUUAAUCAUUUUCCUGGUUUUUCUGCAAGAGCACGAGCAGUUUUCAGGAUUUUCAAUACUGCGCCGGUGUUGUGAAAUCUUGAAACAAUUUCUUCACUUACCUACUACUAGUAACAUCUUUUAACGAUCUCGUCAAUUCCGCUGCGAACAAGCAAUGGGCAAUUCUGUGAGUGCCAGUCCGGUAGCGGCCCUUCCAGCAGCAACGACGACGACGGCGGCCCCCUCAACGGAGGUAAAAUCGGACAAACCCAAAUGCAAAGCUUGCUGUGCCUGUCCGGAAACGAAGAAGAUUCGCGAUGCCUGCAUUAUGGAACGGGGCGAGGAACAGUGCGGGGAGUUGAUUGAGAAGCAUAAACAAUGCAUGCGAGACAUGGGCUUCAAUAUCUAAAUUCGAUCGAUAAGAAAGUGAUUAGACUGAUUUUCUGUAUAGAUACCAAAAUUCCGGUUGUUGAAGCCCUGCGGAACUGUAUUCUAUUCUUUAGUUUAUGUGUUGUACAUAAAAUGGCUUUUAUAAUUCAUACCCAAUUAAUUAUCAUCGAUUCUCCGUAACAUAAAUUGAUUCUGUGUACUUAAAUUUCGGUCAUAAAUAAACAUGAUUUAAGUACAAACAAUUUUGUAUGAUUUUUGUUCUAUUCACAUACUUUGUAUUUAUCAUGAAGAAAUAAUAAAGAUUCACUGCAUGUACCAAAUAA